Molecule: messenger RNA, 171 nt
Organism: Microtus ochrogaster (prairie vole)
Lineage: Eukaryota; Metazoa; Chordata; Mammalia; Rodentia; Cricetidae
Product: ATP synthase F(0) complex subunit e, mitochondrial
Biological process (GO): proton motive force-driven ATP synthesis
Cellular component (GO): proton-transporting ATP synthase complex
Molecular function (GO): proton transmembrane transporter activity
Source: RefSeq, a predicted model, not a curated record
UUCCGGCGCGAAGGUCACGGACAGAUGGUGCCCCCAGUUCAGGUCUCUCCGCUCAUCAAGCUCGGCCGAUACUCAGCUCUGGUCCUCGGCAUGGCCUACGGUGCCAAGCGCUAUAGUUACCUAAAGCCCCGGGCAGAGGAGGAGAGGAGGGUGGCAGCGGAGGAGAAGAAG